This is a messenger RNA of Aspergillus caelatus, 1743 nucleotides long. RefSeq lists its product as uncharacterized. The transcript has 2 exons. The coding region runs from base 1 to 1743 and encodes 580 amino acids. Lineage: Eukaryota; Fungi; Ascomycota; Eurotiomycetes; Eurotiales; Aspergillaceae. The record is from RefSeq and is a predicted model, not a curated record.
AUGGCCGAGAUAUUUGCCAAAGCGAGCUGUGUAGUAGUUUGGCUUGAGGAGGAGGAGGAGGAGGAGGAGGAGGCUACUGGCAUCCAUGAUGACAAGACCUCUGAUGAGGGCGGUAGAGCCCUGGAGGUAAUACGGAAGGCUGCAGAAGCCUACUAUAGUACAAGUAUGGACGAGAAUAAAGCGGUUCUCUCGCUACUUGGACGGUCGUGGUUUCAGCGUGUCUGGGUACUUCAAGAGAUCGCUGCAGCGCGACACAUUUUGAUAGCAUGUCAUUCCGCCGAAAUUGACGGACAUGCCUUCUCUUCUGGUUUAACGGCACUGAAAGACAUCAUCGCCGAUAAGGACAUGCGAGAUCAGAUCGGCAUGACCGUAUUUCUAAUAAUGAAUGCGACUUUGCGACCUAAGCGCGUGAUUGCUCGUUCUGACAAAAUCUCCCUUCGCAUAUGCCCUUUAGAAGACUUGACAACCAUGUAUAACAGCCGUGAAGCUACUGAUCACCGGGACAAGGUUUAUGCUCUGCUAGGCAUGAGCUCCGAUAAUUAUGGCCCGGCGGCCAUAUUGCCCGACUAUACCGUGCCGUGGAAAGACGUCCUCUGUCGACUCAUCCGGCUUUAUAUUGGUGGGCAGGCAUGUGUACAGACAUGGGAUGAUGAAGAUGUUGCAAUGAUCAGGGGUAAAGGCUGUGUUCUUGGCGUGGUGAGAAGGGUGGCGAUGAACCCACCACCAUGGAAAGAUGACGAUACUUGGAAUAAUUGCCGAGAUGCAUUUGUAACUAUACAAAUGACAGGUGAAGUUGAGAGAGGAAUGGGGCGUGUAUGGAAAUUUUGUAAAUGGCCAGGGUUGAUUAAAAGGGGUAAUAUUGUCUGUCUUUUACAAGGAGCGUCUAAGCCUACCCUCAUAAGGCCAUGUGGUGAUUACUGUGCUGUUGUCACAGUUGGAUUCGUUCCUCUCAACGCAACUUACUCAGUGCCUUGGCCACAAUCAUAUGUUUGGGGGAAGCUUGAUGAGUGGAAUGACCUUCUGCAGUCUGUAUCCGUAUAUCCACGGGACUUUCUGCUUGUCUGGAACUGGCAAAAGGCUUGGAGAAGUCUCGAGGAUAGAGAGGACAGGAGAUGGCUUAUGGAUAGCCAAUUACCAGAACAAGCAAAGAGAGUGUUAGAAGCUGAAUUGCCCAAGUUGCAUCGAUUGCGAAAUCUUGAGCCAACCUUGGUUGAUUCGGAGAACUUUGAGCAGGCGUUGGAAAACUUUCCACAGGCGCUGGCCCUCCAUGGUCCGGAAGCUGAAGAGGCCUACUUACCCACAUUCACAGCGAUAAUGAACAUUACCAUGUCAUGCAGAACUCCACGCCUGUCCAAGACGGGGGAAGAACUGAAGAGCAUGAUGGAUAUAAUCCAACGAAGAGGAGACUUCGUUGUGAUUACGGAAGAAACCAUGACUCGAAUUGCAAGGUCACCAAAUGAUGGUGUAUGGCUGAUGAGAUUUCUUCUUACUCAAAGAGGGGACGAGGUCCCGAUAACCGAAAAGAUGCUUGAAGAAGCAGCCUCAAAUCGGAGCUGCGGUGAUGAGCUUAUAACUGUCAUGCUUGACCGAAAAGGACCAGAAAUCCCGCUUACCGACAGGAUACUUCUUGCAGCGGCCGAAAAUACAACCCGCGCGCUAUACAUUACGAAAGCAAUACUCGACCGACGAAGGGACGAGGUCCAUUUCAAUGGUAGCAUACUUACGGUGGCAAAAACAAAAUGA